AUGCAGUUGGAUGCUGACAAGCUUGUACUGCCAGAGGACUACACGCCAUUAGGGACAAAGAUUGGGUGUGGCUUCCCAUUCAUAAAGGCCAACGAGUGGAAGUCUUGGUGCUUGGUGUACUCUCCUGUUCUCCUGCGUGGUCAUCUACCUGAAGCUCAUAUUGCCCAUCAAUCUUUGGAGGCUUUCUGCAGAGAGUGCGAGAAGUUGUAUAAAGUUCCGUUCCUUUUGCCAAACAUGCAUCUCCAUCUUGAUCUUUUCAAAAGAUGCAAUGGUAUCUUGAAAAACUAUGCGACAAAUAGAAAAGACGGGUUUGAGAGAACCUAUAUGAAGAAGUAUCUUGAAGAAGCAUACCAGGGAGAUCUUAUUUGCCAAACUUUGCCAAUAAUUCGACCUGAGCAUUUGGCAAUCAUCCUUGAGCUCACUGCAUCUACUGCCAAUUCCAUAGCCACUUCCACUUCUACUUCCACUUCCACUGCUACCUCAAUCCAAUUCGAUAUCAAUGCUUUUCUUGAUUCUCCUGAGAUCAACUUUGAUAUUGUCAAGGGAAACGAGCCUUUGCCUCCUUCCGCACUUCCUUUAGCUCUAAAGGGGGAGAUUUCCAUGGAUGAAUCCAAGUAUGAGCAUUUGUUGGAAUACUAUUGCAAGACAUACAAUGAUCAAACUCUUAAGUUUGAAUCAAUCAAUCUUUUUGGGCAAAUCUACAAGAGCAAAAUGAAGAAUCAGUGCGGGACUUUCAUGCAAGCCUUGUUUGAGACAAGUGAUGGUAGAAGUACCAAGCCAUAUGCAGGCCAAAUUCAGUACCUCUUUGUCAAUACUGCCUACAAGGAAGUUUUACUUCAGCCCAGAGCAGGAGAAGGAGUUGAGGUGAAUGAGGUGGGGUUCAAAGAUGACAGCAUGAACAGCAUUCUCCCAGUGCAUAGAAUCUGCUAUCCAGUCGCAGUAGGCGAGCACCUUGGUCUAGAAGGCGAAGUUCAGAUGUGUGUAGUUCCUUUGCCACAAAAAAUAUAUCUUUAG
This is a messenger RNA of Phycomyces blakesleeanus NRRL 1555(-), 1014 nucleotides long. RefSeq lists its product as hypothetical. Lineage: Eukaryota; Fungi; Mucoromycota; Mucoromycetes; Mucorales; Phycomycetaceae. The transcript has 5 exons. The record is from RefSeq and is a predicted model, not a curated record. Bases 1 to 1014 code for a protein of 337 amino acids.